This is a messenger RNA of Aegilops tauschii subsp. strangulata, 2213 nucleotides long. RefSeq names its product strigolactones hydrolase CXE15-like. Gene Ontology annotation, molecular function: hydrolase activity. The record is from RefSeq and is a predicted model, not a curated record. Lineage: Eukaryota; Viridiplantae; Streptophyta; Magnoliopsida; Poales; Poaceae.
UUUUGCUCGAGGUGUCCUCGAUGUUUGGUUUUUGAGAUGUUGGAUGUCGCACUAGUCCAGCUUGCCUCCCUAGUUCUAGGCUUCGUGGGUUUAGCAGUGUUUUUCUUUUUUUUUUCUCUAUUUGAGCUGAGCAUCCUCUGUCACUGCUUCUGGUGUCUUGCUCAUGCCUUCGCGUUCGUGUCAUGUAUUGUAUUUCUUCUCAAUGAAAUGAUACACACACUUUGCAUUCGUGAAAAAAAAAGUUUGCAAGAUGUUAUGUGGGCGUGCGUAAGCGCAGUUGAGCGUGCAUGCAAAACGACAAAAGUAAAAAAGAAAGUGCAGAAGCUGACGGAUGUGCAACUGCACUUGUGCCUGAAUGGGUGAAUCUGCAAGUGUAGUCAUGCGUGGCAUGAAAAGUCAAAACUGAAAGUUAACCGUAAAUUAAUCAAACAAAAAAGUUCCACACGACCCUGCGUAAAAUCAAUGGGAGUUAGAUUAGCAAAUCCGACAUUUUUCCUUCUUUCUUAGCAGUAAAGAAUGAAUAGAGUUUAUUAAGUGGUAAAGCAAGUAACUUUUUCUUUGAGGUACGAAUAUAUUUGCCCUUGGAGCACUUAAAACGGAGAAGAUUCGUAGAAAGGACGCUCAAACUUGGAGUAAUUACUGUUCGAGGUCGAGAUGACAUGGCUAUAUAAGAGGGCUUAAGGUUGCUAAUCUCACCAACAUGAUAAGCCUUCCUUUACCUCUUACUAACUCUUUCGACUACAUAGCUCUCUGCAUUUUCUGUCAUUUCUAAUCGCAAAUAUUUUGCACAACGCGCUAGUGUGCACGGAGCCUCGGACAUCAGAGCACGCCAACCAUGCCGGUCGCCGUGGCUGCCUCCGGCGACACAAACGUCGUGGAGGACCUCUACGGCAUCCUCCGUGUACUCAGCGACGGCACGGUUGUCCGGUCACCGGACCCGCCGGAGUUUUGCCCCAUCACCUUCCCCUGCGACCACCCUUCCGUGCAGUGGAAGGAGGCCGUCUACGAUAAGGGCAAGAACCUCCGCGUCCGCAUGUACAAGCCGUCGGGCGGCGGUGAGCAGGCCGGCCGGAAGCUGCCGGUGCUCGUCCACUUCCAUGGCGGGGGCUUCUGUCUCGGCUCGUGCACGUGGGGAAACUUCCACAGCUUCUGCCUCCGCCUCGCCGCGGAGGCCGGCGCCGUCGUGCUCUCCGCCGGGUACCGCCUCGCUCCGGAGCACCGCCUCCCCGCGGCCCUCGACGAUGCGACCGGCUUCUUAGAAUGGCUCCGCGAGCAAUCCGUGAGCACCGAGGCCGAGGACGGGUGGCUCACGGAGGCGGCCGACUUUGGCCGCGUGUUCAUCACCGGCGACUCGGCGGGCGGGACCUUAGCGCACCACCUCGCCGUGCGCGCCGGGUCGGCCACGCCCAAACACGGCGAUGACGUCGACUCUGUCACGAUCAAAGGCUACAUCCUGCUAAUGCCGUUCUUCGGCGGCGUGGACCGGACGCGGUCGGAGGCGCUGGAGUUCCUGUUGGCGGAAGAGCCGUUCCUCAACCUGGCCGUGCUGGACCGAUUCUGGCGGCUCUCGCUGCCGGAGGGCUCCAGCAGGGACCACCCGAUCGCGAACCCGUUCGGGGCGGACAGCCCUGGGCUGGGCUCGGUGGAGUUCCCGCCGGUCCUCGUCGUUUCCAGCGGCACCGACUUGCUGCACGACCGCACCGUCGACUACGCGGAGCGGCUGGCCGGGAUGGGGAAGCCGGUGAAGGUCGUGGAUUUCCCCAACGACCCACACGGGUUCUUCACGCAGGACCCGUGGUCCGAGACCACCGGCGAGCUGAUCCGGCUCGUCAGCGUGUUCGUCGUCGACAGCUGCGUCUCCGUCGCGGCGCCAAAGACCGCUUGAUUCGGUACGUACAUACAGGUGCAGAGGUGCCUGUUUUGGUGUACAAGACAGUCGACAGUUGAGGCGACACGACCAGAAAGUACAUCAAGGUUCGGCUCGUCUGCAUCGUCUUCGAUUAAAACUAAUGAUACCAGUCGUGUUGAUGUGAGAAUCGGUUACAAUAUAUUUCAACGAUACUUAAGUGUGAAAUAUAAAUAUUUAGAUUAAUAUCGCGUGAAUCAAAAUUAAAAAUAUUGUAUUUUAUUAUGUAUAGUUGUAAAAUACUUAUUGAAUGUAAGUAGAAUAAUAGAAUGUAAAAUAUUUUCCCAAGCAUGCAUGGUUGCAUGUG